Messenger RNA from Mycena indigotica, 2010 nucleotides. Its product is annotated as putative SSC1-mitochondrial HSP70 member. The record is from RefSeq and is a predicted model, not a curated record. Gene Ontology annotation, molecular function: ATP-dependent protein folding chaperone; ATP hydrolysis activity; heat shock protein binding. The transcript has 7 exons. The coding region runs from base 1 to 2010 and encodes 669 amino acids. Gene Ontology annotation, cellular component: cytoplasm; mitochondrion. Gene Ontology annotation, biological process: protein refolding; cellular response to unfolded protein. NCBI's taxonomy places the organism in Eukaryota, Fungi, Basidiomycota, Agaricomycetes, Agaricales, Mycenaceae.
AUGCUUUCUGCAGCGUCAAGGCCCCUUCGCGCCGCUGUGGCCCGCCGGCAAGGCGGAGCCAAGUUCGCUCGUUCCAUGAACUCAAAAGUCAGCGGCCCAGUCGUUGGUAUCGACUUGGGAACGACAAACUCUUGUGUUUCUGUCAUGGAAGGCAAGACGUCUCGCGUCAUUGAGAACUCGGAGGGUGCCCGCACAACACCCUCUGUCGUCGCCUUUGCCAAGCAUGGCGAGCGACUGGUUGGUCUCCCCGCGAAGCGACAAGCCGUUGUCAAUGCGACCAACACCGUCUUCGCAUUCAAGCGUCUUAUUGGGAGGCAGUUCACUGACAAGGAGGUCACCGACGACCGCAAACACUGGCCAUUUACCGUCGUCAGCAAGGGUGACGGCAGGCCAGCUGUUCAGGUCGAGUACGAUGGAGGGAAGAAAACUUUCUCAGCAGAGGAACUUUCUUCCAUGGUGUUAACCAAGAUGAAGGAAACGGCGGAGCAAUACCUGAACCAGAAAGUCAACCACGCUGUCAUCACGGUCCCGGCCUAUUUCAACGACGCUCAACGGCAAGCUACUAAGGAUGCUGGGCAAAUUGCUGGACUCAAUGUCCUUCGUGUCAUUAACGAACCCACGGCGGCCGCUCUCGCCUACGGACUGGACAAAGACAGCAAAGCUAAAAUCGUCGCUGUCUACGAUCUUGGUGGUGGAACUUUCGAUAUCUCCAUUCUCGAAAUGCACGAUGGCGUCUACGAAGUCAAGUCCACCAACGGUGACACCCAUCUUGGUGGUGAAGACUUCGACAUUCUCCUCGUUGACCACAUCCUCAAGGAAUUUAAAUCCGAGCACGGUAUCGAUCUCAAUGGCGAUCGAAUGGCCAUCCAGCGUAUCCGUGAAGCGGCAGAGAAGGCCAAGAUUGAGCUUUCGUCAACCGCCCAGACGGAAAUCAACUUGCCGUUUAUCACCGCCGACGCAACUGGUCCCAAGCAUAUCAACACGAAACUCCUCCGUUCGCAAUUCGAGGCCCUUACUUCUUCCCUCAUCCAACGCACUGUCGCUCCCUGCAAGAAGGCCUUGUCCGAUGCUGGCGUCAAGCCCAGCGAUGUCCACGAGGUUAUCCUUGUCGGUGGUAUGACCCGUAUGCCCCGUGUCACGGAGACGGUCAAGAGCGUUUUCGGUCGCGAGCCUAGCAAGGGUGUUAACCCUGACGAGGCUGUCGCUAUUGGCGCUAGUGUCCAAGGUGGUGUUUUGGCCGGCAACGUCACGGAUGUUCUGCUUUUGGAUGUUACGCCUCUUUCCCUCGGUAUCGAAACUCUCGGUGGUAUCAUGACCAAGCUCAUUACUCGCAACACGACCAUCCCUACCAAAAAGUCGCAGGUCUUCUCGACUGCCGCUGACGGUCAAACUGCUAUCGAGGUCAAGAUCUACCAGGGCGAGCGUGAACUCGUUGCGGACAACAAGCUCCUCGGUAACUUCAACCUGGUUGGCAUUCCUCCUGCUCCCAAAGGUGUCCCCCAAAUCGAAAUCACCUUCGACAUCGAUGCUGAUGGUAUUGUCAACGUGUCUGCCAAGGACAAGGCUACCGGAAAGGACCAGUCUAUGACCAUUGCCUCUUCUUCGGGUCUGAGCAAGGACGACAUCAACAAGAUGGUUUCUGACGCUGAGCAAUACGCCGAGUCGGACAAGGAACGCCGCGACCUCAUCGAAAUGUCCAACAAGGCCGAUUCCUUCUGCGCGGACACCGAGAAGUCGGUCAACGAGUUCAAGGACCAACUCGAUGCCGCUGAGAAGGAGAAGGUUACUAAACUCAUUGGCGAGCUCCGUGCUCUUGCGCUCCAAGCUCAAGCUGGCGACGGCUCUAUCACGCCCGAGGCCAUCAAGACCAAGAUGGACGAAACCCAGGUUGCCUCGCUCGGACUCUUCCAAAAGGUCUACGAGAAGAAGAACGCUGAGCAUGCCGCGUCAUCGGAAGCGCCCGCUGAGGAGAAGAAGGACGACGACAAGAAGGAUGAGAAGAAGGAGUAA